Messenger RNA from Durio zibethinus, 1782 nucleotides. RefSeq names its product serine/threonine-protein kinase 12-like. Gene Ontology annotation, molecular function: ATP binding; protein serine/threonine kinase activity; protein binding. The record is from RefSeq and is a predicted model, not a curated record. Gene Ontology annotation, biological process: protein phosphorylation. NCBI's taxonomy places the organism in Eukaryota, Viridiplantae, Streptophyta, Magnoliopsida, Malvales, Malvaceae.
AAAUCUUCUGAUAAGAUCCUUAUUCUGUUUAAAUCUUGUUCGAUUAAGAAUUUAAUCAAAUUAAGAAAAAUCAUACUCAUUUUGGAUAUACAAAAGAAAAGGAGUAAUCUUUUGUUGAUUUUCUUGUUCUUGGUUUAAAGAAGAUGGAAAACAAAGCGGCGGUGAGGUUUACGGUAGGGAGGCAAUCGUCGAUGGCACCGGAGAGAGGAAGAGGCGAACUGGAUCGAAAAGAGAAAGAGGAAGGAGAAGAGAUUGACGGAGGAGUUAGACUUAUGUAUUUAGCAAACGAAGGUGACUUAGACGGCAUUCGUGAUCUCUUGGAGUCGGGUAUCGACGUAAAUUUCCGGGACAUCGAUGAUCGGACCGCUCUCCAUGUUGCUGCCUGUCAAGGACAGACCGACGUCAUAUCCUUGCUCCUUCAACGUGGCGCCAAUGUCGAAUCUAAAGAUCGCUGGGGAAGCACUCCUUUGGCGGAUGCUAUAUAUUAUAAGAAUCAUGAUGUGAUUAAGCUUUUGGAGAAACAUGGAGCUAAGGCUUUGAUGGCUCCAAUGCAUGUAAAACACGCGCGUGAAGUCCCAGAAUAUGAAAUUGAUUCAAAAGAACUUGAUUUUACUAACAGCGUCCACAUUACUAAGGGAACCUUCUGUAUAGCAUCAUGGCGUGGAACACAAGUUGCUGUAAAAAAGCUUGGGGAUGAAGUUAUUACUGAUGAGGAUAAAGUGAGGGCAUUUAGAGAUGAGCUUGCAUUAUUUCAGAAAAUUCGACAUCCAAAUGUAGUCCAAUUUCUUGGUGCGGUAACUCAAAGUAGUCCCAUGAUGAUUGUGACAGAAUAUUUACCAAAGGGAGAUUUACGAGCAUUUUUGAAGAUAAAAGGAGCAUUGAAACCAAUGACAGCUCUGAGAUUUGCACUUGAUAUCGCAAGGGGAAUGAAUUAUUUACAUGAGAAUAAACCAGCACCAAUAAUUCACCGAGAUCUUGAGCCUUCAAACAUUUUGCGGGAUGAUUCGGGACAUCUGAAAGUCGCAGAUUUUGGAGUUAGCAAGCUGCUUACUGUUAAAGAAGAUAAACCUCUAACUUGUCUAGACACAUCUUGCCGAUAUGUUGCUCCAGAGGUUUUCAAUGAUAAUGACUAUGAUACCAAAGUAGAUGUGUUUUCAUUUGCUCUAAUCCUACAGGAGAUGAUUGAAGGCCACCCACCAUUUUCUGCAAAGCAAGACAAUGAAGUUCACAAGGCAUAUGCAUCAAGGGAGCGUCCGCCUUUCAAAGCUCCGGCUAAGCAUUAUGCCCAUGGGCUUAAAGAGUUAAUUGAGGACUGUUGGAAUGAGAAGCCUGCUAAGAGACCUACAUUCAGACAGAUUAUAACAAGACUGGAAUCCAUUCACAACAGUUUCAGUCAUAAAAAGUGGUGGAAGGUUAGGCCACUAAAAUGCUUUCAGAAUCUGGAGGCAAUGCUGAAGAAAGAUCACUCUAGUCCAACCAGUCGUAGCUUUUCGUCACAUUCCACUGGCAGCAUAUGAGUCCGAUAGUUUAUUUUCCAAAGCUUAUAAUUGUGCAUAAAUUUUCACGUUCACUUGUUAAUCAGUUUGUUGGCUAAAAGACCAAGUUGUAUAAUCAGAGGAGCAUACCAUUUUUUUUCUUUGCUAAUUUGUUUGUAGUCCUUGAAUUUGAUAUCUUUCAGAUUUGUUCUCCCAACGGAGAACUACAUUUGUAUCACUCCAUAGCAUUGUAUCUUUUCGUGUACAUUAUGUUAUUAUAAUCCAAUAUUUUACAAAUUUUAAACAA